CUCGCGGCUGUGGUCCGGCCUACGGUGCAGAGGCCUGGCUGGGCCCCAUCGCGGGCCUACACGGCCCUGGCAGGCCCCGAUGGGAUCCUGGAGGACAGUGCCUUGGAGACGGUGGCACUGUUGGGGAGGGGGCACGCCUUCAGAGGUGCAAUGUCCCGAGGAUGUCUGCAUUGUCAAAUCUACGCGAAGAUGUUUCGAGUUUUAUGUCACCUUUUUUCUUUAGGGACGCUCAAACCAGACAACUGCAAGAUGCUGUCACAAAUGUGGAGAAGCAUUUUGGGGAGUUGUGCCAAAUCUUUGCUGCUUAUGUGCGGAAAACUGCCAGACUGCGAGACAAAGCAGACCUCUUGGUGAAUGAAAUUAACAUGUAUGCCUCUACAGAGACCCCACAUUUAAAGCAAGGCCUGAAAAACUUCGCUGAUGAGUUUGCCAAACUUCAGGAUUAUCGACAAGCAGAGGUUGAAAGACUUGAAGCCAAAGUGAUUGAACCUUUAAAAGCUUAUGGAGCAAUUGUAAAAUUGAAACGGGAUGAUCUCAAAGCAGCGUUAACAGCAAGGAAUAGAGAAGCUAAGCAGUUGACGCAGUUAGAAAGAACUCGUCAGAGAAACCCAUCGGAUCGGCAUGUAAUUUCACAGGCAGAAGCUGAAUUACACAUAGCUUCCACAGAUGUUACCCGAACAACUCGUCAUCUGGAGGAAACGAUUGACAAUUUUGAAAAGCAGAAAAUAAAGGAUAUCAAGAAUAUAUUUUCAGAAUUUAUCACAAUUGAAAUGUUAUUUCAUGGCAAAGCUUUAGAGGUCUACACUGCUGCCUACCAAAAUAUACAAAAGAUUGACGAGGAUGAAGAUUUAGAGGUUUUCCGAAAUUCUCUGUAUCCACUAGAUUAUCCAUCUCGUUUAGAUAUUGUAAAAGCAAAUUCAAAGUCACCUCUUCAGCGAUCAUUGUCAGCUAAGGGUGUAUCUGGAACAGGACAGGUAUCUACCUGUCGAUUAAGAAAGGAUCAACAUGCAGAAGAUGAUGAAGAUGAAGAGGCAGACUUUACAGAAGAAGAAAAUUAAUUUUAAUUUCCCCAUGUCCAUUUUCAUCUUAAAUGACUUGAAAACUUUAUACUCACUUGAUAAGUUAAACCUCAAAACAAAACCCUACCAUAAAUGCAAAAAUAAAGGAAAUUUAUGCUGACCAAAAAUUAAGUUUUUAAAAA
Messenger RNA from Fukomys damarensis (Damara mole-rat), 1201 nucleotides. It is a transcript of the gene Cibar1, whose product is annotated as CBY1 interacting BAR domain containing 1. The record is from RefSeq and is a predicted model, not a curated record. Lineage: Eukaryota; Metazoa; Chordata; Mammalia; Rodentia; Bathyergidae. Gene Ontology annotation, cellular component: ciliary transition zone; ciliary basal body. The transcript has 8 exons. The coding region runs from base 162 to 1058 and encodes 298 amino acids. Gene Ontology annotation, biological process: cilium assembly.